This is a messenger RNA of Cydia strobilella, 2145 nucleotides long. RefSeq names its product 60S ribosomal export protein NMD3 (gene Nmd3). The record is from RefSeq and is a predicted model, not a curated record. NCBI's taxonomy places the organism in Eukaryota, Metazoa, Arthropoda, Insecta, Lepidoptera, Tortricidae. Bases 113 to 1621 code for a protein of 502 amino acids. Gene Ontology annotation, cellular component: cytoplasm; nucleus. Gene Ontology annotation, biological process: ribosomal large subunit export from nucleus. Gene Ontology annotation, molecular function: ribosomal large subunit binding. The transcript has 9 exons.
CUCAAAACUGAAAACACGCUUGUUUCGUGUGAUUGUGAUUGAAGAUAUUUUUCAAUAAAAUUGUGCUUAAUAUUAAAUACCGGAAACAUAUAAUUACUAGACUAACUGAAAAAUGGAGUAUAUAUCUCCAGAAAAUGUUACGGCUUCCGACAGCACACGAAUACUAUGUUGUCAGUGUGCAGUGCCGAUAGAAGCAAAUCCCUCAAAUAUGUGUGUAGCAUGUUUGAGGGCUCAUGUCGACAUUUCUGAGGGUGUCCCUAAACAGGCUACACUCUUCUUCUGCAGAGGAUGUGAAAGAUAUCUUCAACCACCUGCGGAGUGGGUGGUAGCUGCACUUGAGUCCCGCGAGCUGCUUGCCCUCUGCCUGAAGCGGCUGAAAGGCCUGAACAGGGUCAAGCUGAUAGAUGCAGGGUUUGCCUGGACUGAACCCCAUUCCAAGAGGAUUAAAGUGAAACUAACAGUACAAGGCGAAGUAAUGGGAGGUGCAGUUCUCCAGCAAACUUUUAUCGUUGAGUUCAGCAUCCAGCACCAGAUGUGUGAUGCCUGCCACCGUUCCGAGGCUCAAGAUUACUGGCGCGCGCUGGUGCAAGUGAGACAACGCGCGAAUAACAGGAAGACAUUCUACUAUCUUGAGCAGCUAAUAUUGAAGCAUAAGGCGCAUGAGAAUACACUAGGGAUUAAGCCUAAUCAUGAUGGUUUGGACUUCUUCUACACAACAGAAAGCCACGCCCGCAAGAUGGUAGAUUUCAUACAAUCCGUGCUUCCCAUGAAAUGCCAGCAUUCCAAGAAGUUAAUAUCGCAUGAUAUACACAGCAACAUAUACAACUAUAAGUUCACAUUCAGUAUAGAGAUUGUGCCGCUGUCUAAAGACAGUGUGGUGUGCCUUCCGAAGAAGUUGUGUCAGCAACUUGGAGGCAUUUCUCCUAUCUGUUUGGUGCACAGAGUUACCAGCACUAUACAUUUGAUAGAUGCAAAUACUGGGCAGGUGUGUGACGUCUCAGCUACCGUGUACUGGAGGAACCCAUUCAAUCCAAUUUGCAAUCCAAAGCAGCUGGUGGAAUAUAUCGUUAUGGAUAUUGAUAUUUUAAAGGAACAUGAAAAGAAGUCAUUCCCCGGUCAAGGCAUGUUGUCCAACAAGCACGUGGUGGCCGACGUGUGGGUGGUGAAAGCUAGCGAGCUGGGACUGGACGUGAGCCCCAUCCACACUAAGACACAUCUUGGACAUGUGCUCAAACCUGGUGAUACUGUCAUGGGCUACAACCUCGGCGACUCCAACGUGAACGACUCUAACCUAGACAAGCUCGACCGCUCCGUGGUCCCCGACGUGUUCCUCGUGAAGAAGCAGUACGGCGAGCGCGCCGCGCGCCGCCGCGCACGCAACUGGAAGCUCAAGCACAUGGCCGAAGAGCUUCAUGACGGAGCUAGCUCUACCAACGACGACUACAACGAGUUCCUGGACGACCUGGAGGAGGACCCGGCCUUCCGGCAGAACAUCAACAUCUUCAAGCGCGGCGACGUGGCCGUGGACACGGACGACAUCGACCCGUCGCUGCCGCGCAUCACGCUCGCCGAGAUGCUCGACGAUCUCAACAUUGAGGACGUUGAGAUGAGCGAAGUUUGAUAAAUAACUUUGUAAUCUGAAAUAUAAUUGGUCAUUUUUAGGGUUCCGUACCCAAAGGGUAAAAACGGGACGCUAUUACUAAGACUUCGCUGUCCGUUUGUCUGUCUGUCUGUCACCAUGCUGUAUCUCAUGAACCGUGACUGCUAGACGGUUGAAAUUUUUCACAGAUUAUGUAUUUCUGUUGCCGCUAUAACAACAAAUGCUAUAAAAGUACGGAGCCUUCGGUGGGCAAGUCCGACUCGCACUUGUCCGGUUUUCUGUUACAGAUGUAUUUUCUAACUUAAACGUCAAUUGUAUAACAUGUGAUCAUGUGAUAUUCAACAUCAUUGUAAUUCAUGGGGAUGUUAUUUACAUUGUCACCUUUAGUCCCUAUAUCGCAUUAGAGAAUGACAGGAAAGAUUAAAAAGCACUGCAACAAUACUGUUUUCACACAACAAGGUAUUCUAAAACCCGGAAUUUCGUCAAAUACUGUUGAAACCCAAAGUUAAUGUUUUAUAUAUAUAAAUAAAUCGUAUGAUCAUACA